CAGCGUUUUCGAUAAAAAACGCACCGAAUUGUUUAUGUGGAUGUAAAGUGAUGAGUUUAAGAUUUUCAUAACAUUUACUGGUAUGUCCUCAACUGAUACAAAGAAGGGCAUACCUAGUGAUAGAAUGGACCCCAAGGGAGGCAGCGAUGGCACUACGGUAGUGAUUUCGACGGGAUCAAGCUCAAAAACGUCGAGCACUCCAGCCGAACAGUCCUCAGAGCGCGAAGAACGUGCUUGGAAGGCGUAUUUUACUCAGGAUGCUCCUUUGACAACGACGUUGCUUACACAAGUGAAUGGCGAAGACUCAAAUAUGGCCUCUACCUUGGGGUUUUUGUAUGAUUAUUAUGGUGUAACCGAGGAUUCGCAAGGGCCAUCUUCGCCAGGAGGAAGCCAGGUUACUUCAGUCACCCAAACCACUAGUGGUACUACAUGUGAUUCAGAACCAAACAGYCCAACUCACACUGAGAUACACAUACAUCCUUGAAGCGCCAACAUCCAUAGUACAAAGAAGAGGAGAUGAUACUCUAACAUACUUAAACAAAGGCCAGUUUUAUGCAAUAGACUUUGAAGGCAAUGUUGAUCCUCCAUCAUCUGAAAAUGAUAUCAUGAGAGUCAAGACUAUUGUACACUUGGUCUUCCGUGAUGAGAAAGAUCCACGAACAGAGCUCGAACACUGGCAUUAUUGGCACAGUCAGCAACCAAAUCCACAACAGAGAGCUUUUGAUGUUGAUCGUAAAUCCUGUCAGAAUAUAGAUGAAAACAUAGAUGAUUUAGCUUAUAAUGCAGCAGGGUUUAUUUGGAGUCCUCAUGUUAAUGCAAAGAUUGUCAUUCGUAUUAAUUGUCUUAGUACUGACUUUUCACCACAAAAAGGUGUUAAGGGUAUUCCUCUUCAUCUUCAAAUUGAUACAUAUGAAGAUCCUGACUCACCAGAUGCUGAGCCAAUUCACAGAGCAUUCUGUCAAAUUAAAGUGUUUCGUGAUAAGGGUGCUGAAAGGAAAAAUAAAGACGAAUCAAAAUCAGCUGAGAGGAGGAUGCAGAAAUGGAUCAAACAAAAUCCCAUUGGAUCUGAUCCCUCUAUGAUUUCUCCAACUCAUCUGUUUCAUCCACCAAGCAAGUUUACUCAACUACUGUCCACUACCCCCUUGGGACCUAAACCUGUACUUUUCACUCCAUUCAUGGGUGGUGCUUCAGGAAACAUUCUUGCAUCGCCUGAGCAAGUUAUUCAAACAUCAUCAUUAUUGUCAGCUAUAAGGGAUCGGGAGCACAARAGGACUAUCCAGACAGCACUUGCUGUUGCAAAGGAGGAACUGGCAGACCUAGAAGUGGUGCCWAGGAUGAAAGUUCAAAAAAUUAUCCGUCCAGAUAGACCAGCUGUGACUAUCUAUGUCAAGAAGGAUGAGGAGAAAGUCUACAAUGCUCUUAUGUUAAAACAGUUGACCAUUAAAGAACUAGUCAGUCAGAUUUCCAGUAAAUAUAAUGUACCUCCAGAUAUGAUAAAAAGUGUUUAUAAGAAGACAAAGAAAGGAAUCCUUGUGAACAUGGAUGAUCGCAUGAUUGAACUGUUUGUGGAUGAAGAUGACUUUCUCAUCAAUCUUGACUUUGAUAAUCAACUUGGUCACUUUGAGUUGACUUUGAGGUACUAGUAGGUACUAKUAGGUACUGUUAGGCACUAGUACUGGAGGUMCAAAUUUAGCCAUCAAUGGUCUGAAUGGUUCAUCUUCAUGAGGUUGUCAUGGUAACAAGUAAAAGUGUUGUUAUGGCAACAAUGUACUUAAUACAUGUUCACAGUAAGGAUAGGUUGAAUAUAAGUAUCAUUUUCACUUGUAAAAUAUUUUAACUAAGAAAACUCCCCACAUUUACAUAAUCUUGAGGUAACACAAAGUUCAGUAGGCUGAGUACAAACACUAAAACUGUGCAACAUAAAUACCACUAAAUACUCAUGCUAAAUUAUGCUAAUU
This is a messenger RNA of Exaiptasia diaphana, 1958 nucleotides long. RefSeq names its product grainyhead-like protein 2 homolog. Gene Ontology annotation, biological process: regulation of transcription by RNA polymerase II. The record is from RefSeq and is a predicted model, not a curated record. Gene Ontology annotation, cellular component: nucleus. Lineage: Eukaryota; Metazoa; Cnidaria; Anthozoa; Actiniaria; Aiptasiidae. Gene Ontology annotation, molecular function: DNA-binding transcription activator activity, RNA polymerase II-specific; RNA polymerase II cis-regulatory region sequence-specific DNA binding.